UAUUACUUUUACUUCGCGGAUGAGUCAGAAAUUAGUUCAACAACAAGCAGAAUACUCGGAAUAAAUCAACGCAAUCCGAAAGAGACCCGAAAAAUAAGUUCCCUGCACGAAACCACCGAACUGGAACCUACUACCUGCUGUAGUGAAGCGUUUUAUUUGGUUUUUUAAGAGUCGAACAUAUUUGGUAACUCGUAAAAAUGGAGUGGCUCUUCGGUAAGAAAAUGACCCCGGAUGAGAUGAUGCGGAAGAACCAGCGGGCCCUGAACAAGGCUAUGCGGGAUCUGGACCGGGAGAAGAUGAAAAUGGAACAGCAGGAAAAGAAAAUCAUUGCCGACAUCAAAAAGCUGGCCAAAGAGAAUCAGAUGGAUGCGGUCAAAAUUAUGGCCAAAGAUUUGGUUCGAACUCGUCGGUACGUCCGGAAGUUUAUGCUGAUGAAGGCCAACAUCCAGGCGGUUUCUCUCAAGAUUCAAACACUGAAGUCGCAGAACGCGAUGGGCGAGGCGAUGAAGGGCGUUACGAAGGCGAUGACCAACAUGAAUCGGCAACUCAAUUUACCGCAGAUUCAGAAGAUUUUGCACGAAUUCGAGAAGCAGUCAGAGAUAAUGGACAUGAAGGAGGAAAUGAUCAACGAUGCGAUGGACGACGCCAUGGAGGACGAAGGCGACGAGGAGGAAACCGACGCCAUCGUGUCCCAGGUGCUGGACGAGCUGGGCCUGCAGCUGAACGAUCAGCUUUCCGGAUUGCCACAGGCAUCCGGUUCUCUUGCGGUGGCCAGCGGUUCAAAGGCACCUCAAGCAGCCGCAGUUGGAGCAGGAGGUGCUGCGGGUGGUUCCGGUGCAGGAACUCCGGUUUCGGAUGCCGAUGCAGACCUGCAGGCGCGUCUGGACAAUUUAAGAAGAGAGUAGUAGUAGUAGCAGGCAUAUUUCACUCAACAACGUUCGAUUAAGAUUUUCUUUUGUGCUGUAUUGUGGAAUUUUGCCCAUUCCGGUUUGCGUCGUCACAAGGAUGAAAAGUGAUUGAGGAUCAUGUGCUUCAUAAUUUGAAUAUUUUUUUUUUCGUUAGUUUGCCGUUUAUAGUAUGAAGCGGCGCAUUCAAAUUCACCGGGCUUUAGCUUUCCACUAACUUCGAUAACCGACGUGAAUGUUUUACAUUAUUAUUUAUAUUUUUAGAGCAGGCCUUCCACUGUCAACAACAGUUCAUUUUUAUAUAGAUCCACUAUUUUACAAUGAAAAAUCGAGUUAUGUGAAAGGCCUUAUACGCUGUAAGAGAAACAUUUCGAGUAAUAAAUGUUUAUGUUUACUGAUGAUGAAUCCCUCAA
Uranotaenia lowii is the source of this 1318-nucleotide messenger RNA. It is a transcript of the gene Vps2, whose product is annotated as charged multivesicular body protein 2a. Lineage: Eukaryota; Metazoa; Arthropoda; Insecta; Diptera; Culicidae. The transcript has 2 exons. Gene Ontology annotation, biological process: protein transport; endosome transport via multivesicular body sorting pathway; late endosome to vacuole transport. The record is from RefSeq and is a predicted model, not a curated record. Gene Ontology annotation, cellular component: multivesicular body; ESCRT III complex. The coding region runs from base 198 to 905 and encodes 235 amino acids.